AUGUCUCGCCGAGCCCCCAAGGGCGAGUACAUCGAGACCGACACAGGUAACAAGGUCGCUCGCAAAGCUGUCCUCGUCGGUACUCAAAACAUCAUGCUCGGCGGCAAGACCGUCAUCCAACCCGAAGUCAUGAUCCGCGGUGAUCUCGCUCGAACAGCCACAUCGUCAUCCUCUGGCACCUCGCCAGCGAACAACACAGCCGUCGCCAUCGGCCGAUACUGCUUCCUAGCUCGAGGUGUCCUGCUGCGUCCACCGGGCCGCAUAUACAAGGGCGCUUUUACAUACAUGCCCCUACGCAUAGGAGACCACGUCUUUGUUGGCCAAGGGACAGUAGUCCAAGCUGCAGCUGUGGGAAACCACGUACAGAUCGGAAAGGGGUGUACGAUUGGAGAGUUUGCUAUUUUAAAGGACUACGUCAAGGUAUUGGAUGGGACGGUUGUGCCGCCGAGUAUGGUCAUUCCGAGCUUUUCCAUCGUUGCAGGACAGCCGGCCAAGGUUAUUGGGGAGAUCCCGGAGGGAGGUUAUGAUGAGUUUGAAUUGAGGGAUAUGUACAAGACGGUGGGAAAUAAUCCCCAUCCUCCAGCGUCAUGA
This is a messenger RNA of Fusarium mangiferae, 591 nucleotides long. RefSeq names its product putative dynactin Arp1 p25 subunit RO12. The transcript has 2 exons. The record is from RefSeq and is a predicted model, not a curated record. NCBI's taxonomy places the organism in Eukaryota, Fungi, Ascomycota, Sordariomycetes, Hypocreales, Nectriaceae. Bases 1 to 591 code for a protein of 196 amino acids.